GCAAACCGAGCUCUCAAAUGGCCGUCUACCUCGUUCCUUCAACCUUCUAUUGGAUUUUUGUCGUGUAUAAUUUUCCAAAAUUGUCCUCAUUGUCUACGUGUCACUCUGCAUUCGACUCUCUCUCGCCUUUAUACCUCUCUCUCUCUCUCUAUCCGGUUCCAUUCACCAUCCAUCUCUCUUGCUCCUCUCCCCUUAGGUAAAGAAUGAAUAGAAUCCCCAUGGAUCAGUAUGGCCAGCCUGCAAUGGUGCUCUCCUUUGCCGAACAACUCCAGUACCAAAUCCCCAUAGAACAGUACUAUGGCCAGCCUGCAAAGGUGCUCUCCCUCGCCGAGCAGCAGCAGGAGAUGCAGCUGCAUGCAUUCUGGACAAAGCAGAUGGUUGAGAUAGAGCAGCUCAAAGAAUUCAAGAACUACAGCCUCCCACUCGCCAGGAUCAAGAAAAUUAUGAAAGCUGACGUAGACGUCAACAUGAUUGCAAGUGAGGUCCCCGUCGUGUUCGCUCGAGCGACCGAGAUGUUCAUACUGGAGCUAACAAUUAGGGCAUGGAACGUUGCUGCAGGACACAAGCGCCGUACUAUGCUGAGGAACGACAUCGCUGUAGCCAUCGCGAAGACCGACAUCUUCGACUUUUUAGUUGAUAUCGCACCUGUUGAAAAUACCAAGACCAAGGAGGUUAAUGAGCCUGAAUCAGUUCCCUACCGCCCUUUCCCUCCUCAGCCUGAGAACCCAGCAGCAGGGAUGGUUAUAGUGUCGAUGAUGGAAAAACCGGUGGACAAUUUUCAGUGGGGGAAUGAUAAUGGUUUCGACUUUGGGGAUGGUUCCAAGAAUAAUGGUGAGUGAGAAGAAAGUUUAUGGUUUUAUGCGUGUAUGUUUUAUUGAAGUUAAGUUGUUGUUAAGGGGCUUAUGGGGUUUAUGAGUGGGAAGGAGAGAAGUUUGUCUACCAGUGCUCUUUAUAGAAGUGAGACAUUGUUAAAAGGUAAGGGGAGUUUUGUGUUUUGUUGAAUGUCCAGUGCUGUAACUUGAAGUUGCUAAGUUAUAGUAAAAAGUUUAGUAAGUACAUUAGCGUAUUAUA
Molecule: messenger RNA, 1071 nt
Organism: Asparagus officinalis (garden asparagus)
Lineage: Eukaryota; Viridiplantae; Streptophyta; Magnoliopsida; Asparagales; Asparagaceae
Product: nuclear transcription factor Y subunit C-4-like
Exons: 4
Coding region: 204-839 (211 amino acids)
Biological process (GO): regulation of DNA-templated transcription
Cellular component (GO): nucleus
Molecular function (GO): protein heterodimerization activity; DNA-binding transcription activator activity, RNA polymerase II-specific
Source: RefSeq, a predicted model, not a curated record